AUGAGUUCGAUUCACCGCGAACCCGACCCUCGACCUUCCUUCCAGGAAUUUCAGAGACGGUGUCCUCCCGUAGUCAACAGCAGUACUCCUGUAUCUGAUCGUGUGCCUACUCAACCAGCCUUGCCUUCGAGGGAGAUCAGAAGGUUCUAUCAGAACAGCCUUCCUUCCAUCAGCGAGUCAAUCAACGAGAGCGAGUACUCGGCAGAGACAGCCUCCUACGAGGAGGUUCACGCAUCUCGUGCGCAGAGCAUCACGCUUCCUGAGCAGAACACCAAUCCACCCAAAGCCAAACCGUACACCAAGAUUUACAGCGGAUUGGCUCGUCUUACCACCAAGAGUAGCACGAACAUUGCUGAGCUCUCUUCUGCUACCAAGGAGAAACUCAAGAAGUUCACCCUGACCAGAUCUAAAAGCACUUACGACCUCCUGGGUCUCUUGUCACCAUCGCCCUCUCCUUCACCAAGCGUCGCUUCAUUGCUUCCCACGGAUACUCCUCAGACGAUUGAUAGAUCGAGUGUGCCUGUCAGCCAAUCCAAGAGCCCAGCCUUGAUCCAUAGUAUCGAGUCAUCGACAACCAAAUCGCGCUCAAAAUGGACAAAGGCUCGCCUCAGCCUGCGCGCAUCCCUCUCGCGAGAAGAACUGAGCGGUGGCCGUCCCCUUCAGAUGCGCUCCUCGGAUGGUCACUGGUCUUCACCACAUCGUCCUGGUCGAUCUACUACAGAUGAAAACGGUAGUCCUGUAAUAUUACGUCCUCAUGAAAGUCCUUCUUCAAACUCUUUGUCCUCGCUCCAAGCUCAUGCCCCCGACCCCGUCACUCCUCCUCCACCCUCUCUUCAAUCUCCUCAAGUCUUCAGACCGGUCGUCUCCACGCCUAAUUCAAGUGGAUCUUCCCACUUCUUCACACCUGUGGCAUCAACUGCCGCUCUGCCCCCGUCGAAGUCCACCCAUAACUUCAAGCCAGUCACUACCCACGACUCGCCCUCACCCGAGUCUGGUCAUAACUUCAAACCAAUUGUCUUCGACGACUCGCGUUCGCCCAGGUCUCCUCAUGACAACAAACCACUCAUUAUCAAGAAUCCGCCUUCGCCCAAAUCUGGUCACAACCCGAAACCAAACGUCCUCGACGAACCAAAGUCGCCCAAUUCUCCGCAAUCUUUGAAAUCUAUCCUGGUCACUCCCGGAUCCGCCCACAAGACCCCUUGCAGGCGCAAGAGUGUUGGCUUCAAAGAACCGGAAACGACCGCUGGUGCUUCUUCUGUCUUUGCCGACUCGCGUGUUGUCAGUGAUCCUGCUUCCGCCUUGCCUGAUCCGUAUGUCAACUCUGGACCUUCUUUUGGCUUUGCCUAUUCAAACGUCACCACCAGCCCUUCUGAUCGAUCCCUAUCUAGGCCUGAGCAACCCCCCUUUAUUCCACCAGAAGCCAGAUUCCUCAUCGACCCCCUGACCAUGCCUUUCAAGGUCCGUUACAAGCCUUAUGUUCCCCGUGAGCAGGACCCUGGAGAGGUUACAUUCCCUAACGGCCUUGAUGGAAACAACCCCUACCCUCGCCCCUAUGGCGGAGGCAAGGCCAAUGACAGGUACCACCUCUUCGAGACACUGCCUGAACCCAAGCUCUUGGCCGACCCUGACGCCAAUCCUUACAAGGACACCAAGAAGCUGAGUCAUCAUAACUACUACGGUGGCCGUUCUGCAGCCCAGAGAGAGUCUACCAGACAUGUGCACCGUCUCAAUAAUGACAACCUUGUGGAGGGAUACGAGAUGGACAACCUUUCCGGACCACAGCCCGAGCCAACAAAGGCUCCUAGCGAUGCCAAGCCUAAGUCUUUUGUAGGCACGGCUGUUUCCACUCUGACAGCUGCUAGAAAGCCCAAGCCCAAGCCUAAGGCUAAGGCUAAGGCUAAGGCUAAAGCUGAGUAUGAUGAAUUUUCACUGGGCAACCUCGUUGCCGAACUCAAGGUUGUUAACGCCGCGGAGAAGGCACAGAAGAAAAGGGAGGCCAAGGAGUGGAAGAAGGCCCAAAAGGGGCCAGGUCUCUUGUCUCGUUGGAGACAGCACCGCGAGGAGCAGUUGCUCGCCAGAGCAAAGAGAAACUACGCAAAGGACGUAGAAGAGGAGAGGAAGAGAAAGGAGGCGGUCGCUGCUCCCUCCUCCCCUCCUGUAGACCAGCCCGACAAUGGUCUUGUCGAGCACCACGAGCCAUUAGAGGCCUCAAGAGAGGCACGGGAGCUGCAGAGAGCUCUCGACAUGGAGGAGGCCCGAAGGGGCAAGAAGAAGUUGUGA
Aureobasidium namibiae CBS 147.97 is the source of this 2280-nucleotide messenger RNA. RefSeq lists its product as uncharacterized. The coding region runs from base 1 to 2280 and encodes 759 amino acids. The record is from RefSeq and is a predicted model, not a curated record. Lineage: Eukaryota; Fungi; Ascomycota; Dothideomycetes; Dothideales; Saccotheciaceae. The transcript has 4 exons.